AUGAAAAAUGAAUUUGAAAGUGUCUUAUCUUAUCACGAAAAUAUUUGAUCAAAAUAAUUCUAAAUCUAUGUCUUUCAAGUGCACUAAACUUGAAAAUUAUAACUAAAUCUCAUCGAAAGUCAAUGCAUACUGAAUUCAAAUACAGCUAUGGAUGUCAAAAUCGUGCAUUUUUUGACAAUGUUAUUCAUAUUCAACCCGGUUACUUCAUCAGAUACAUCACAGAUUAAAAAUGACGAAGAAAAUUUGGAAGAAAUCCAUCCUGAAAAUGGACCUGAUGAGUACAAAAAUGCGACUAUUCUAUCACAAGUUGAUAACAUGAUAAUGAAUGGCGCGAAAAUGGACAUAGCAGAUUACAAACAUCGCUUUUCAAUGCAGCUUUACGAUAACUUGUUUGAAGUAAUUCAGCUGAGAGGAAAUACAAGCAAACAAAUUUCUAAAAUGAUAUAUGAUAUUGAAACCUUGUUUUAUUCUAUUAGAAAAUUACUAGCGAAGGAAAACAAUCCGGAAACACUAGACGAUUUAUUCCUUUCAAUGGAGAAUGAAGAGCUAAUAAAAGAACUGAAAAAAUCGCUAAAACAACUGAAAACGCUGAAAUUCAAAUUAUACGCAAUCAAUAAAGGUCACAUCAAAUCAUUGAUACAUGAUGGUGUAUCGGAAGCCAUAAAACAAUUUUCUUCCACAGAAAUGAGCUGGAAUAAAGACGUAAAUGAUGAAGAACCUUUGCUGAAAUUGGAUAUUGAUCAAGAGUGUGACGAAUUGGAGAAACUUCGCAGAUUUUCCUUAAUGGUACAAGAUGAACUGAAAGAAAUGCCAAGAUUGAAUAACAGUAUCUCAGAAGAUAACAUGCAGUCUGAAUCCAAUUCACGAAACUCAUUACCCGAAAGUGCAAUCGUACCAGUCUGGCUUCUCAAUGAAAGAGACAUCGAAGAGAUUCAACUCACGUACAUAAAGUGGACGUCGUUACUCCAGCAGACCGAUAAGGGGCCAUUGAAUAUCAUGAAAAAAGAGAUUACGAAAAGAGGAUACUCGAUAAUAUUCUUCUGCAAAAUUUUAGCAGAAUAUUUCAACUUCACCACUAAAGUACUACAGUGUACGUCGCAAGAUGAAGACUCCGAAUGCGAAAAAAUGCUAAUGGAAAUAAUGAAUCACCAACAUGGUCAAGAUGUCGUUCAAAUUUUGGCUGCAAUUGGACUAAUCGAUAAUGAACAAGCCGAUGCGUUGACGAUUCACAAAUAACACCCAAAGUUCCACUUGAGUACUUACCUCGAGAUACAGGGUUUCUAACGAUCAGAUUUCAUCCUCGCCCAACCAGUAUCUCUCUACAAAGACAAGAAGGAAGCUAGAUAUUUGAGAAUAUUUUUCAGAUUUAAUUACUCUCUACUCACAUCCAUGAGAUUAUUUCAACCACCUCCACAGUGUUGCCAUUUUAAACUUGAAAUAAACAUAGGUACCAAUUUUAUUCUACAAUAUUUCUAGAAAAAUAAUCAUUUCUCACUGAAAAUCAAUUUUUCAUUUAUCGAAAACUUGCUAACUGAACUGUAAUCAUCCAACACACUUCCUGUAAAUGCAAAAUGAAAACUGAAUUUCCAAGUAUCUUAUCUUAUCACGCAAAUAUUUGAUCAAAAUAAAUCUAAAUCGAUGUCUUUCAAAUGCACUAAACUUGAAAAAUUAUAAAUCUCAAUCGAAAUUCAAUGCUUACUGAAUUUAAAUACCUACAGCUAUGGAUGUCAAGAUCGUGCAUUUUUUGGCAGUUUCAUUCAUAUUUCACUCGGUUACUUCAUCAGAUACAUCACAG
Molecule: messenger RNA, 1795 nt
Organism: Planococcus citri (citrus mealybug)
Lineage: Eukaryota; Metazoa; Arthropoda; Insecta; Hemiptera; Pseudococcidae
Exons: 5
Coding region: 148-1236 (362 amino acids)
Source: RefSeq, a predicted model, not a curated record